This is a messenger RNA of Orbicella faveolata, 1214 nucleotides long. RefSeq lists its product as uncharacterized. NCBI's taxonomy places the organism in Eukaryota, Metazoa, Cnidaria, Anthozoa, Scleractinia, Merulinidae. Gene Ontology annotation, biological process: regulation of mitochondrial membrane potential; regulation of cell population proliferation; negative regulation of insulin receptor signaling pathway. The record is from RefSeq and is a predicted model, not a curated record.
UUGUGCCUUUGCAUUUUAAUUGACUUUUACGUGAUAUUUUUACGAUAUGCAACCGAUUUACUUUUUAAAGCGCUAUUCAAGUUUAAUUUAAAACUAGAAGCUUGCCAUUGUUGUUACUGAGCGUCCAGGAAUGCCUGGUGGAAUGGCGUUCUCGGCGGCAUUGCGGUCUUUAAGGAAUAUUCGAUUUUCUCGAGGAGGUAAGCACAAAGGGGAAACCAGUUUUUCAGUUAUCUACCUUGGAAGCGUACAAAUAUUGUGUCCUGUUGGAGAGGGAAUAUGCGGCUCUGUGGAGGAAAUUUACGAGAACUGCCGAAUAAAACUGAAACAAAAGUUGUUGCCGAAACAGUCUCUACAAGUUAAAGACGAUUCGUUUGAGCUGAGUAAAGUAAAUAUAGAGGACCAAGGAACAAAAACCGUUUAUAAGUUCAGCAGGAUUGUGUACUGCGGUGUUGACGCCAAACGAAGGAAGAUACUGGUGUUUAAUUAUCAUCAUUGUGAAGGAGAAGAUGGAGAUGUUUAUCUGACGCAUGCUUUUAUGUGUGAGAACAAGAGUGCGGCUAAACAUCUGGCAUUAACAGUGGCAGAAUAUUUUCAGACACUGACAUGUCUUGUUACGCAAGACGUCGAUGAGGAUAUAGACGAAAAUCCAGAAGUGGAAACGAAAGCAGAAGCCUUAAGCAACACGACGGAUAACGACGACAACGCGGGAAACCGUAAUUCAGAGGGUGGAAUCGAGUUAGGAAGUGUUACUAGUAGCAGUCAGGCUUAACUUCGUAAAUGAUCCCAUCACAAUCCUUGCUGAUUCAGACGUGAUGAAGAUCUAAUUGUUUUCUCUUUUUUGCAAUGGCAAUACAUUCUCAAUUAGAUAGGCAAUAAGACUUACAUCAGGUCUACAGAACAAGCAUCUAAACGAAUUGAUGGUACAUGAAGGAAAAGCAACGUUUUGAGCUUGAGGUGGCUUACUACAGUUUUAUCGAGCGUAAGUAGCACGCUUUACGAUUGUCUACCUGAUGACAGUAUUAGUGGCAAAAAAUGACGCAAGUAAUUCCAGGAGGAAACGAAAUCACGUUACUACUUGUACUGGCCUGUUGAAAAUGGGCAAUUUUGCAUAAAUUUAAUCGGCCAUUUUGAUUGAUUGUGCGGUAUUUCGAACUUUGCUAGAUUUCACAAAAAUGUGAACUCGCUGGAACUUUGAAAGUACAUUUCUGAAAAUA